GAGAUAACAGUGAGAUAAGUGUAGUUAGGAAGGUGUUUGGGAAAGAAGAAUAAGAUGAAAGUUAGAUAUGUUAAGUCUGAGAGAGAUAGCUGGCCCCAGGAUAAACCACUCUCACUCGCUUUCUUUUGACCCCAAUACCUGAGUACUCUAAGUGAACAAUCUAUACUUAAUGUUAAAGAUACUGAAUGUGAUGUUUUGUUUCAUAAGUCGAGAGAAAGUGAGGAUUCGAACUACGUGGAGUUGUGUGUAUUUGUAUGUUGAGUGGGCAGGUGUAAAGGAAGGCGUAUGUACCCUGCCCUGGGUAUGUUGCCUGGGCGUAUCAGACAAGCAGCACCUCCAUCAUGACAGCAACACAAACCAAUGCUGGCCUGACAGCCCUGGAUGGCUUGCCUAAACCAUUUGUCAAUGCCAUGAGAACAUUAUUUGACAUCAUGGACGACCAGCGUUCAGGCUUCGUAAAGUUCUCAGAAAUUGAACGUCGGUGGCAAGAUGAUGGUGCCCAAGGGAUGCCCCGUGGAGUGCUGGCUAGCUUACGUAAGGUUACUCCACCUGAUGGUUACCUCUCCUUCGAGCGCUUUUGUGCUGGCCUUCAGAUUAGUUUAUUGCGCAACAAGAUGGAAGACCGACCAGUCAGCUCCUCCAGCAGUGUCAUGCCACCACCAGUAUCCUGUAUGGGUCCCCCGCCACCGCCACCCCCACACUCUCGCCCACCAUCAGCACCUCUUCUGGACCAGGAGCAACAUCCAAAACAGCCUCGAGCGACUUCUACAAUACCCACAGCUGGUUUACGCCCCGGCAUGGCUUCUUCCCAACAUGGCCGAGCUGAGAGAACAAUGUCCAUGCCUCACCUUGAUGAACCUGUCAGCCACCACGAACCAAACAGCCAUCACAACUAUGAUCCUGAUCCACGUUUACAGUCAAACAAACCGGACAUUAAGAUGGGAGUUGGAGGAAUCAUGACCCAUUCCAAGUCAGUUGGAAAUAUGCCAGGCCCCCCCAAGCCUCCCCGAGUAAUGGAUCGUGAUAGGGGAACUCACAGCUUAGAUCGUAACUUGGAAAAUCGCAGCGUGGGCGACCACAGUAGAAUGACGAGUGAUGUUCGAGCUACCCAUUCACUGGAUCGAGAUCGAGAUCGAGAUCGCUCUGAAAGAAAGUGGGACUAUGAUCGAACUGAAUGGACACACAGAGAUCGGGAACGUAGUGAACACCCAGAGUUUAGGCGUGAGCGAGGCUCUAGUCUUGAACGUCUGCUGGACACAGAUGAUAAAGGCAGUUCAGUCCCACUGGGACGGGCUGGGAUUCGAUCUGCUCUUCAGACAUGGCAUAAGGAGAGAAGCAGAGGAGACAGUGGAGAUAAUAAUAACAAUAACAAGAAUCUACAUAAAAAGGAAUUCAGAGAAUCAAGAAUAACAAUGUCAGUGGAACCUGUUGGACGGGGAGUUGGUGAUGGAGGGGACAGCACAAGGGCGAGUGUAGGGACCCAGUCUGAAGCUGUUGCUGCUGCCGCCACGGCCACGACACAAACAACAACAACAGCUGCGCCAAGUGCAGCAGCACCCACACACAAGAAGUCCAGCAGGAGGAGAGAACCUAGGAGACACACCCUUCAGAAUGGCAUUGACUGUAGCAUGUUGCGGCGCCUGAAACAAUUGGAAGCAGAGCGUGACAUGCUGAUACAGGGUUAUGAGGUUGUGGAAAGAGCACGUAACUGGUACAGACAACAGUUGCAGGCCAUAUCAGAAAGAAUUCACUACUUACCACAGGGCCCACCCAAGCAUGAACCAAGCUUAGAAGCUCAGCAAGAGAAGCUACACUUUCAGCUUGCUCGUAUUCAUGAAGUUAACGCCCAUUUGCAAGCUCUUAUGGAGGCCACAGAACAUGGUCUUCCAUCACACAUGAACCUAGCCAUAUCCACCACCACUGGUAGUCACAGGAGUACUGGUGCUAGAGGUCAAGGUCCAGAACCAGAGGAACAGGAGCGGGUCGUAGGACGACUCAAGGACCAGAACCACCUUCUUACAGAGGAAGUAAGCAGUAAAAGUGAACGCAUCACUGUCUUGGAGCGUGAAAAGGCGGCUCUCUUACGAGAAAUUUUCCAGUCACGUCCAUCCCACCACCACAUGCAAGCAGCGUCUGCUGAUUCAACAUUCAUGUGAUCAAGGAGGAUUUUUUUGAAAAGAAAAUUUUAAUGCUCAAUAUAACACGUAGGUCUUUAUUGUGAAGGAUCAAAUCCGCUCAUGGUAUGCUUAUUUACACUACUAAAGGGCAUACCUGAGAUCGUUAACUUAAGGUUGGCAUAUUAACCUGUUACUGGAUAUAUCAUCACAAGUUGGGGUCAGUAUUUUAAACUUCAUGUAUUGCUACAUCACCAAAAUAGCGCCACAUAACUUCUGCUGAAGUAUGAACUAGAAAAUACUUAGUAGUGCUUUUCAUAUUAUCAGCUCUAGAAGUAUUGUCUACUGUACAGUACAUGUAGCAGCUGUGAUCAACCUGUUAGAUACUAUAGUUGGGUUGUAGCCUUCAUGGCAUUAAUAAUAAUCAUGACAAUAUUACAACAACAGAUCGUGUUGCCCUAACUUCUUACGCAUGUUUCAAAUCCAUCGUGCGCUUGAUGACUCUUGACAGACUUCCAUUUGCUCUGGCUGUUGCAGGUCACCAAGUUCAUGUUCUUCUACUUGACCAAAAAUUUGUUUUUUGCUCAUUUCAUCCAUUCGUCUUACUUUUCGUUACUUUCUCAGAAUCACUUGUGUUUCCUCGUGAUCAUAUGAGUUGUGACUGCUGUACUGUACUCUUACAUUUAUCAAAACAUUUCAUAUUUCCUUUGCCAUUUUGCAGUGUCCCCGGUAAAUGUGAACAUACUACAGUAAUUAAGGUAUAGAUGAACGUAGGUUACUGCAGUGAGGAGUCACCGAUCUUUAUUUAAAGCGGUCCACAUUUGUGGAUACAGAAUUAAUAUUUUACUCGUUUUAUGCGUUGACACAACAGGAGUUUCCUACCUAACACCAUGCCAAUAGGUGCCAAUAAUGACUUGAUUUAUGCCUGUGAUUAAUUUUUAAAUUUAGGAAAAUCUUUUUAUUGCUUUAAUCUAGAUUCAGUAAGCUGUCUCAUGUAAAUGAGAGAGACUGAUGUAAGCAAAGUCUGGAUCGGUGAGAAUUGGAGAAGCUGUUUCUUUGCUUCGUAUAAUUUGAAGUGCCUCGUGAUCUCUGUGUAGAAUUAUUAAUUAUAGGAAAGAUGUUAGCUGUUGACUGUAUUAUGUUUUACCCUAAUACUGUACAGUAUCUCCAAGUGUAAUCAUGUUGAACAUGAUAUUAUGCCAUUCCUCAAAUGGUUAUACCACUAACCAAACACAAGUGCCACACUAACAUUAAAUGAAUCCCUCUUCUCUUACCAUUAACUCUGACAUGUUAACUUUUUAUAUUAACUGAGAAUGAACUGUCAGUAUUGUUUGUUUUUUCAUUAAUUAUAUACUUUUUUACUUUUAUAAAAGGUUUGCAAAAAAACCCUAAAAAAUGCUUGAACGUUUGAAAACAAAUGAAGAGUAUUAAAAAAUAUUGUAAUGGUGAUGCAGAGUUCAGUGUGCAUGAUAACUUUGUGAGAUGAUGUUAGGUAAAUAAUAGUUUCUUUAUUCCUCUUACAAAUUUAUAAAAUCAGUCCACUUGCAUCUAAGAAGUUGUAAAAGACAUUGAUGAACCAAGAUUUGUUAAGUGUAGUACAGUAUUUAUUAGAUACAAUUUUGAUAUUGUUUAAAUGUUUUGAAGAAAAUUUGUUAUACUCUACAAUAUUUAUACAAUAACAACAUUAGUACUGUACUGUAUUUAUUAAUUUCAAGCAAUAUUUAUAUAAGUUUAAAAAGAAUUGUAAAUGAUGUCCAAUUAUUUCAUGAGCCCAGCUAACAUCAUCUCCCUCGUCUAGCAAUAAUCAUUUUAAAUGAUAAACGGUCAACAUGACAAUGACCAGUUCACAUCGUACAUCAGGUACACCUUGUUAAGCCUGCCCAGUGCUUAGGCCUCAAUGUACUAUGUGAGUGCACAGCUUUACUCGUCCACCUUGGAACUCGGCCCAGUUGUAAUACCUCAGCAUAAUAUGGGAGUUAAUAGUGUCUUUACAUAUGUUUCUUCCAAUUCACUGUUGGGAGAGUGAUAUACAGUACUGUACUGUACUGAUAUUGUAGAAAUUAAGUUUUAUAAGUAAACAAAAGUUGUAUAUUUUCAGAGCAAUAACAUUGGAAUAGUAUAUUUAAAACCCUAAUUUAUUGUGUGAUAUAUACACACAAUAAUCAUGUAUAAAUUUAUUAAUGGGCUUUGUGCAAGUCUAUCCUUUUGGGCAUCUUUUAGAACCGUAGUUUGCAGUUAUCAUUAACUUUGAGAAAUUGUUCCAUCUACAGUUUAUCAACAAACUGAUACUGUAAUUGGCAUCAGUGUGAGUAAUAUUUAGUUAAACACUACUGUUCUUGUUUACCAUAAAUGUUAUCCUCAGAAGACUCAGCAGUGUUUGAAAUACGAAUUGUAAAAAACUUUUUACUGCUGUUUCAUGCUUGAAUUAGUUAUUAGUGGGGAAAAAUGCUUACAUAGUUAAAUUAUUUAAAAAUACCAAUGUUUUAUUAGGAUAAAUCACAUUCCAUUUAUUGUAGUCGAGUGAUAUGAUUUUUUUAUGAUUAUUCUUAACCUGGCCAAUUUAUAGCAUGAUAUAAUGCUUCUAAUGCAGCAAUAUAGCUUGCCGUCCAUAAACUGUGAUUCCAAAAAUAAAAUUCUGGUCUGACC
Molecule: messenger RNA, 4760 nt
Organism: Homarus americanus (American lobster)
Lineage: Eukaryota; Metazoa; Arthropoda; Malacostraca; Decapoda; Nephropidae
Product: suppressor APC domain-containing protein 2-like
Exons: 10
Coding region: 342-2156 (604 amino acids)
Source: RefSeq, a predicted model, not a curated record